GGCCAAAUUAUUUUUUUUAGAAUGCGUCCAAAAACAAUUGCCAAUACAGUUCUUCUAUAUUGAUAACGACAACCCCUCCACUGUGUGAACAUUUCUUGAUUAUCUUGACGCACGUUCGUUCGACUGACCCCAUUUCCCACGUUUCCUACCGUCCUUGAAGGCAUCAUCAUUUCAGGUCUGUGGUUUGGUGGUCAGCUGAUGCGUACUGUACUGUAUAGGUAAACAUGUCAACGUUAUUGGCUCGAAGACAACGAUAACCGCACAGACGACUACGGGACGAGAGAUACUUUUUUUCUUUUUUUUUUUACCGGCGUCAUUCCUUUGCUUUUUUAGGAUGUAUGGUGAGCACUUUUGCAUCAAUUUACGGUGGCUCAAGAACACUGCCUUUAAUGCGGUCCGCGGUGAUUAAACAGUGCGCACUUGCGUGAGAUGCUUCCCUGCUAUGCUAAUGAUGAAGCUAACGGACACCGACUGCCUGACAUCCAAGUGGAUGGAAAUGACACCGUACUAUUCCCAAAACAAUCGCCAAAGCGACAGAUAGUCGGACGACCCAUUCAAUUGUUGGUAAAUGGUAAUGACUCCGCCAGAGCCGCGGUGAUGCCUUCAUACGCAUAGCGGUGUAGUUUCAUCACUUUGCAGAGAUGUCAUUCACAAUGGAGGAUAAUUUUGAGUCGGGCUGGGUUGCCGUUCGCCCAAAUGCCUUCGAGGAGAAGGAGAAGCAUAAAUUUGUCUUCAUCGUAGCCUGGAACGAAGUGGAAGGCAAAUUUGCCAUAACAUGUCACAACAGGACGGUGCAAAGGAAAAGCUUCGGCGCCAGCAGCAGAGACCCUCCGUCGGAGGAUGGAGACAAAACAAAAUGGCCCGGAAGUCCCGCCGGGUACAAAGUGUCCAGGAGCCCCAGCUCAAUAGCCAGGGAUGCUGCAGUAAAAAGCCUUAAAAGCAAGCUCCCAGGUUCCAAACUAAGUCCUGUUAAAAUUAAAACGGUGGUCAACUAUGUGUCAUCUCACGUCAAGUGUGAUGCAGAGUCACAGCGAGAGGAGCAAUUGCCCCCCGUGGACACACUGGACCUGGAGGAUGCUUUAAGCAGAGAGGACUGCAGCUGGGCAGGCCUCUUUUCCUUCCAAGACCUACGGGCGAUCCAUCAGCAGCUGUGCUCGGUAAACUCCGCAUUGGAGCCCUGCCUCCCCGUCUUCCCAGAAGAGCCAAGCGGGAUGUGGACCGUGCUGUUUGGACCGGCUGAGGUCUCUGAGACUGAGAUGGAUGAGCUGUGUUCUAAGUUGCAGCUCUACCUUGGCCAUGCGCUUGAUAUAUGUGGCUGGAAGAUCCUCUCUCAGGUUCUCUUCACGGAAAAUGAUGACCCAGAUGAGUACUACGAGAGCCUGAGCGAGCUGAGGCAGUGUGGAUACGAAGAGGCGCUUCUCCGUGAAAGUAAACACCUGCAAGAGCUUCUGGAUAAACAUAGGAGCAUGGACAGCAUGGUUGACUUGUUGGAACUUUAUGAGGAGGAGGACCAGGCCUAUGGAUGCUUGCUGGAGGCCUCCACGCAACUGUACCAGUACCUGCUGCAGCCAUUCCGAGACAUGAGGGAGCUAGCCAUGCUGCGGAGACAACAGAUCAAGAUCUCCAUGGAGAAUGACUACCUGGGCCCAAGGCGCAUUUAUGCCCUCCAGCAGGAGGACUCGGAUUGGCAGAGGAAAGCUCAAGAAGCCGUGCUUAUUAUCCAGGAAUUCACUGUAAAAUACUUUGAGACAACAGCUAAAGCACAGAAAGGUGUUUAUGAGCGUAUGAAGGUGGACCAGCGUAAGUUUGGUAAAGCUUCAUGGACAGCAGCAGUGGAGCGCAUGGAGAGAAUCCGCUACUCUGUCGCCAAGGAAACCCUGCAGCUGCAAAGAGCCCGGGAAAUCAGCUUGGAGCAGAGGAAACACACCCUUCGAGAGGAGAUGCAGAGCCUGUGUAGCGGUGAGGAUGCGAUGACCCUAUUGGAUCAGAUGGAGUCACAGUACUAUGAGCUACAGCUCCAACUUUAUGAUAUCCAGGCUGAGAUCCUACAGUGUGAGGAGCUGCUUCUCACUGCUCAGCUAGACAGCGUUCGAAGACAAAUGACAGAGCACCAGAAUGAGGUGGUGUACUACGACACUUUUGAAAGCGCUGACGACAUAACGGCGGAGGACACUGCCGAGAUGGAAGAAGUGCACCGGCUUCAGGUCAGCGUGCGACAACUGGAAGCGAGAAGGGGACGCAUCACCGCCAAGCGUUCCUAUCUGAAGAGCAAGAGGGAGAUCUGCGUAUCAAACCACUUUAAGAAACAGCAGAUGCGUCAAAGCGCGCAGAAAGACUCUCAUCAGAUCUUACAGCCGAAAUACGAUGAAGAGGAAGAUGAGCGAAAGAGUAGCAGAGUGCGUCAAGAAAGACAGAGGACUCUCGAUAGACUUCGCACCUUCAAGCAGCGCUACCCGGGUCAGGUGAUUCUCAAGUCCACGCGUUUGCGUGCGGCCCACAGCAGAAGGAGAGAGCGCGGCAGGAUUAUGCAAACGGACUCCGAUGGUGAAAGGGCGGAGCGUUCCGACCCCACCGGCGCACAAGAUCCGGCCCGGCGGCCCCCGCGCCUCAGCGCCAGCGUGCAGACGGACCCCAGCUCCACGCUCACCACCCAGCCCGUCACAGGCCUGGCAGCGCAGUCGCUCCCUCUUUUGCCCGCGCCCAGUCCCGCAGACUCAUUCUGCUCUCCUUGCUCCCUGUCGUCAUUGCUGGCAUCCCCGGCCUCACCUCCGCCUCCACCCCCUCCCCUGCCUCUCCUGCCAAUACGAGAACAGGUUUCCCCCUCUGGGAGCCCGGGCAGACAGAAGGCUGAGGAGCAGAGUGUGUCGGAGGAGCGGCCUCGCUCCCCACUUGGCCCCUUCCAUCCUCGCUUCUUUGACAGCAGCCAACUGGUGAGCGCCCGCAAAAAACUGAGGAAGACUCCAGGCUUUGAGGCCCACAGCAGACGAGGGAGCUCCCCCAUGGAUGAAGUGCUGGCCUCCCUGAAGAGAGGCAGUUUCCACCUGAAGAAGGUCGAGCAGCGGGCCGUCCCUCCCGCUGCCCAGAGUGACGACGACUCCAACAGCAUCUUAGCUCAGAUCCGCAAGGGUGUCAAACUGAGACAAGUCCCCCCUCAAGAAAGGAAAGGCCAGGAGGAGACCGCUGCCUCCAGAGACCCUCUGACCAGGAGCAUCUAUGAAGCGCUACGAAGAAUAAAGGAGGCAUCACCGGAGUCGGACUCUGAUGAGGAUGGCCCGGGUGGGCCCGACUGGGAAAGCUAGUGUUUGACACUCAAAACGCAACUAAUAGCACUACACAGUCACAAAUAGGAGUGGAUUUCUGUCCCUCAAGGUACAUUCUUACACUGCUGUACCCUAUUGGGAUCGGAUUGGACUCUGUACCCGAUAGCACUCCACACUUAUGGCGCUUUUCCAUUAGCUCGGUUCCACACCGAGACGGCUUGGCUUUGGCCCAGAAGUGGUAGCUUUUCCAUUCGACGUUUUUGUGGUGUAGCGGUGACAAUGGAAGCGCUUUUCAGAACCAUCUAAAAGGGGGUUCUAAAGAGCCUGCUGUCUGGAACUGUGUGGGGUCGUGUCGUCACUGUCAUCUGAUUGGCCGACGACAGUAUCUCAAACGAACAUCAUAGCGUUUUAUAAUAACGCUGAGCCUUAUUUAGAAUUUCAUAUGUACUAAUGGAUUAUUUUUUUCACGAUUAAUGGUUAACAUGCACUGCUCAGCAGUUCCCAUUCAUUUGAAUGAGAGUUCUCCAGAAACAGUGAGCAGCCUCGCCGCUCUCUGAGCACAAUCGGCCUCGGAACUAGCGGCUUUAGGUGGCCGUUGGAGGGCUUCGGACACGAUGACGAUGACAAGCUGUUGACUUGGCGAGGCAGCCAAAUGAGUGAAUUUGAGCUCUACAUUCCGAAUGAAUGAGUGUUGGCGGCGAGUUUUGUGUGUCACUCGCGAAAUCAGUAUCAUACUAUUUCAUCCAUGGUACAUAUGAAAUUGUAAAUAUGGUUCAAUGUUGAUCUAAAACUGUGUGUACUGGGUUAUUGUAUUUUUAUCUUGACGGCGGCCCGACGGUGCCUCGUUGACCUAAACCCGAAAAUUGAUUUCUUCUGUGCAUUUGAUGGGCUUGACUUUGCUGCAUGGCCACAUGACGCAACUGCAAUUCACAUUUUUAAUUGCCACUAAAGACAAUGGCUGAGACUUGCCACUUGUGAAAUGUUUUGGCAGAACCUUUCUAAUGGAAAAGCGGCAAUAAUGACAACACAAAUGUGAGGAUGCGUCGUACGAAGAAUCACCAAAUAUAGAUCACCCUGUUCAUUUUUUCUUAUAAUUUUCCACGCUGCUUACGAUUAUUGUAUAUCAUUCUUCCACACUGUAAUUAUGCUAUAUUUAUUUGUAGUUAUUCAGUCGUGUCGUUUGUAACCACACAGCCACGUUUUAUGAACCGACUGCACUGACCCUUAAUAUGAAAUGUAAACCUCAGGCAGAAUGCUUGCCAUUAUCACAAAAAUGCUCAUGGACACGAUUUGUAAAUUGGGGUCAUAUGGAUUAUAAGAAUACAAAUCCCUCGGAGGUUUAAAAUAAGAUCACAUGACCAACCAUGAAGCAAUACCAUUGUCACAUCUUCAAAAUGCUCUGCCCUACCUGCAUACGAUGAGCGGGUGCUGCACGUGGGUGUCACGUGUUCGUGAUGUUGUGCAGGCACGACAGUAGAGGCGCGCCACUUGUCGAAUGUGACAUUGCACAUAAGCAGUAAAUCCUUUAGCAUGUCACACUGGAGUCAUCCCCCUCCCCCUCCUGUCGUCUUCUGUUUUCAUCACCCCCAUGUUCCUCAUCCAGCGAGGAUGACCAUCUGCUCAACUGCAGCAUUCAACAUGAUAGAGAUAUGGCACGGCAGCUCAUGGGUUAAGUGCCACACAGAAGGAGCAAAACGUGUUUUUGUGAAGAAUUUGCGAAGAACAGUAGGAGAUUCCCGAGCUUUGUAUAGAAUGUGGGAGGCUUUCCAUCACUCACUGGUGGCUGGUGAUCAACUUAUCCCCUCGCUUCUUUCUCCACACAGGCUCACACUUGAGUAGGCAGUCACGCUCAGUUGGAAGUCAGUUACUCACACGCUACCCACACGCUAAGUUGUCAUCCAAUGUGUGCAGAAAUAUUAGUGGCUACUUUAUGUAACUAUUUGACUUAGAAGUGGCAGCUCCAUCGUGUUUUGUACAAAGACUGCAACUACAUGAAAUGGGCAAAAGUGUUGGGACACGUUUCUGUGCGCACCUACAGCAUCACAAAAAUACAACUGUAACAAGCUGGGAAAUGUUUGCCCACUAACAUGUGAGGUCAGUAGUAGAGUCACACAUCGCUCAUCCGAGGCCUUCAUGUCAUGCUGCAACGGAAAAGGACCCUCCCCAAACUGUUCCCACACAGUCAGAAGCCUAGAAUGAUGUUAAAUAUCAUCAGUUGGGAAACUGAAGCCAUAAGCGUCAUCCAUCCAGCCAGUUAUUCACUUUCUAUAUCGUUUUGCCUCAUUGGGGGUGCGGGUGAGCUGGAAUCUAUUCCAGCUGACAUGGAGCGCCCCACUGGACUGGUUGCCAGUCAAUCGCAAGGACACAUAUUGAAAAAAAAAAAACAAUUCACACUCAUGUGCUGACCAUGAGGAUACCACGCUGGCCACCAUAAGCUUUCUCAGUACUGUAUGCAUAUGACUGGCUUAGAGCAAGAUGGCAUGGACAGAUCAAUUGUCAAGGGAUAGGGUAGUUCCAAUCAGAGGUGAUCAGGGCUCACCUAGUUACAGUGCUUCUUUUCAUCACUUUAAUAUGCUGACUUAAUUUACGCGGACAGUGAGUUAAGUCCAUUUCAAAGCCCCAAUUAUGGAACAUUUCGUCAUGACGUAUUGCUAAAAAUGUGUAUGCACUCUCUUGCUUAUUGCCCAUGCGAGGAUCCUGAAGUACUUUUCUCAUUAUAAAGCUGUUUGAAAUCCAAAAACUUGAGGCGUUCAGAAUGGCAGAGAGCGGCUUUUCUGUGCAUGAGAUCAAACUGCUUAUUAAAUCUUAACCCUGAUGUACAAGCAUAUUCCAUAACUUCAUCUCACAAUAAAAUUGACCAGGAUCACCAAUUGUACUUGUCAAUGAACAGAAACAUUCUGUGCAGUUUGGCUUAUAAAGCACUUUUUCCCUUACGUUUUAUCAACAAGCUUUUUAAUGUAACGUCACUAAUGUAUUUGCUUUGCAUGUCAUUGCCGACUUCGUCCUUUCUCUUCCUCAGCCUUUUCAGCCAAACGUGAACGUCUUCUACGUCGACUCGUGCGGCCUGACUAUUUGUCCCCCAUUUGAGAUUUGUUCUACCAGUACAAAGAAAGGCACUCAAACAUGUAUAAUCAUCUCACACAGCAACAUUUAAAUGCUUCGACAUAUUUCCCCAAAUGCUUUUUUUUUCUGCUGUUCAACUUACAAAUCAUUUUGUUUGUUUGAUGGUUUGUUUUUACAACCUUUCUCCUACAUUUAAAUAAAACCUUGCGAUGCAAAAUACAUUCUUCGGUUUGAUUGAUGUGUUUUGGAAUACAAAUCGUUCCAUGUUAGUCCACACAGGUCCGUUCUUCAGUUUGUUCCAAAUGUUCUUCAUUUUCUUUAAAUCCUGCAGGGGGUCUGACCAGUGUACAAACAUCAUUAUCCUGAGGUACGUCUUUAAUAUCAUGAGUUCAAAAUUACUUUAAAUAGUCAAAAAUAUUGCCAGUCUUCUCAUACCUCUAAAUACAAUAAUGUCACCUACAUUAAAUACCAUACAUUACAAAACAAGAAAACGAAAAAAGCUUCUUAUAUCCACUACUGUACAAAGGCAUUCGUCAGCAAUUUAAGCAUGUUAUAUUUCGGUGUUCUACUUCAAAAGUCAACAUUUUGGAUAACGUUCCAUACAUGGGCCUUAUUCCAGUGUAUUAACCUGUGCAACUAACUAGUUUAAAUAGAGAAUUAUUGUGUGAAAGUUACAUCACGUGGUUAAAAAGUGUGGUUACACAGUGGAAACAAAGUGUUCAUUUCAUGAUGUGACUGUAGAAGUUGCAGCAUCUUGUGUGAGGUUUUUUUUUAAAAAAAUUUGGGAGACCUUGAAAGUCAAAAGGCAAAGAUUUCCAGAAGAAGCUGCGGAUUUAUCAUCAUAAUCAACCCGGUAUAGGUAUAUAUGAGUAUUGCACUGUUAAGCUCUUUCAGUUUCGAUAUAGACAAGAGGUUGUCAUCGUUUGCUUACAAAGUCAACUCUACAGUAACACUUUUCCAUGGGUUAAUACACAACAAUAAGUCACUGCAGGGUCUUCAAUUCAUUUACACGAGUACAAAGUUGUCGUAUAUGGGUCUCUAAUUUUAUCACUACUAUAUCCAGUGUAAAAAA
Hippocampus comes (tiger tail seahorse) is the source of this 7395-nucleotide messenger RNA. Its product is annotated as junction-mediating and -regulatory protein-like. Gene Ontology annotation, cellular component: nucleus; cytoplasm. NCBI's taxonomy places the organism in Eukaryota, Metazoa, Chordata, Actinopteri, Syngnathiformes, Syngnathidae. Gene Ontology annotation, biological process: positive regulation of apoptotic process; Arp2/3 complex-mediated actin nucleation; intrinsic apoptotic signaling pathway by p53 class mediator. The transcript has 10 exons. Gene Ontology annotation, molecular function: actin binding; Arp2/3 complex binding; transcription coactivator activity. Bases 642 to 3299 code for a protein of 885 amino acids. The record is from RefSeq and is a predicted model, not a curated record.